ACGCAUAAUUAACUUGAACUUCUUCUGCGAUUGAUGCCUUUGAAAAUUAUUUGAAAGAAAGAAAUUCAAACACAUUUAUUUUUAAUAAAAUAGGAUGGCAACAGAUAGUCAGAAAAUUAACGAUGUAUCAUAUCAAUUGCUUGCAUACGAACCGAUACAUGAGACGUCUUUGGAUGUCGAUAUACAAAAUAUCAUCAUGGGCGUUCAAGAUAAUACUAAAGAAGUCUACGAACAAGCGUUGGUAAAUUUCUUGGUCAAGGAAUCCAAAGAAUUUGACAUCCUAGAACUAAACAAAGAAAACAAGAGGGAAAAAUUGUGGGAUGCUCUACUGAAGAUUUUAAUCGCAAAUCCCGAGAAAAGUGCUCUUUUGGCGGACGUGUUUACAGUAUUUCGAAUCGUUAGUCGUGAUAAAUCAUCAGUUAACAAACUGGUCACAGAUGAAUGGAUUGGUUUAGUUUUAAUGCACAUUGGUUUAAAUGACAGAGAUUAUGGUUAUGACGAAGUUACUCUGUGUAAAAUAGAAGAAGCCCACAAGGUCCUAUGGAAUGUCCUUUUUAACAGCAGAGAGCAAGUUGAAGCUACUGUGACAAACAGCCUCCUGGAGAAGCUUGUAAAUAGGAUCAAAACAUAUGAUAAGGCCCCUGUCCCAGAUAGCAUUAAGUUUUAUGAUAUGAAAAUUAUUUUUCUGAUAUCUGCUUUAUCCAUUAAUGUACGACAAAAAUUGGAGGACGAAUUGAAUGGGUUUAUAUGUUUUUUAAAUGUUUUGCGGGUUAUCCUGAGGGAAGCCGCCGAAAACUUGGCACAGUCCGAUCUCCUUCCUGCCAUUCUUGACGACCAAAAGGCAGAAAUCAGCUGCGAGACUUUGAAAGCUCUCUUUAACAUAACCUUAAACUGCUCAAGUGACGACGAUUCAUUAGCAAAGUACAAUGAAUUAGUGCGCGUACUUAGGGAUUACCUUUUAGCGUCGACCGCGAGCAUAGAAAAAACUUGGCAACUGCGCAAUGAUAUAGUUAACUUAUUGACCAACAUACCCUCUGAAUGUUAUCGGGAAUUGCUCACUCUUGUUGACAGUUCUGUUACUGUACCCAAGGUUUUAUGUUUUGAAGGUUUGAAUAUGAUUGUUAUAUAUGAAAUACUAAUGUUCCUGAAGGCUAAGUUCAGCGAUGAAACGGGGGUGUCCAAACAAUUGGAGGUUUAUUCACCAGUAUUAACAGUACUGCUAAAAGGUGCCACGACUCAUAGACCAAUAAGAAAGUUUUUACGAUUGCAUAUAUUGCCACCUCUGAAAGAUGUGGACAAGAGGCCAGAGGAAACGGACACCCUAAGGGGUUACCUCUGCAAAAUGCUAACUACGCCCAUUACUCAGGUCAGAGACCUGGUUGCUGAGUUACUAUUCGUGCUCUGCAAAUGCAAUGUGUCGCGAAUGAUUAAAUAUACUGGGUAUGGGAAUGCUGCCGGGUUGUUUGCGCAGAGAGGUUUACUGGGCGGUAGGAAAGACAACGCGGAAGCCGAUUAUAGCUCCAGCAGCGAGGAUAGCGAGACCGAAGAGUACGCCGAGCAGAAACACCUCAUAAAUCCGGUGUUGGGGUGCUUGGAGCAGCCCCACGAAGAUCCGAUGGCCGGUAUGACGGACGAACAGAAAGAGUAUGAGGCCAUGAAAUUAGUCCAGUUGAUGGACAGUUUGACUAGGUCGGGAGCGAUAAAACCUUGCAGGGUAGGGGCGGAUGGCAAGCCGCACGUCAUUGAGCACAUUCUGGAGCUGCAGCAGGGGUUGAAGAUCCGCGAGGCGGCGGACGAUUCCGAUACUGAUUAAAUAUUUUUUGCGUCUUAAUGUCCCUUCUAACACAAAAUGUCCGUCUAUCUACGGGUAUAUUAAAACGUACAAAGCGAAAACUCUUAGUAGACGUCCUCACCACAUUCGAGAUUAUUUGCGUAGACCAUAUAGCCACAAGCUACCCUGUCUAUGCCAGUACUAUAGGAACUUAUGAAGCAACUAUGAAAAAUAAUUUCGUUUUUAAGCAAUGACCUAGCGACAUUCAGGUACAUGCCUAGAUAUCAUUAAAUGUUUUGGAAAAACGAGUCAAGUGUGGGAAAUACUUGUUUAGACAGAAAAUGGCCCAAAGUGCAGGUUAGCGGAUGAAAUGUAGAGGCAUGCGCUGAGAAUCAUUACGUUCCCUUCGACAAUAUCACUGCCGCCUGCGGUGCAUCAAUGUUUACCAUAGUGGAAAAAUUAUAUUAUCUGAUAGCUAUAUGGUGUUGACGUUUACUUUAGACAAGAUGGCUUUGGGUUUACCAGCUUUCAGUUUUUCAGUGUCGUCGUCGUCGUCGUCUUUGUCGAUGUAUCGCUCAUGUGAUUUAACUGCCAAACCGGUUUUCAAUAUUUUACUAUCCCGAUUUAAGUCGCAAUUACCUAUUGUCGAUUAAUAUUUCUCAUAUUAAAGUGUGUUUACACUGUCUGAUUUUUUUAUUUGAUUUUCGAUUCCGCUUUUAAAAUGUAUGUAUUCACACCAUUAGAUAUUACACUUGACUCGCCCUUUUAAACAGCACCUAUUAUCGUCCGAUUAUGCAACGCGCAUGCCAAACAACUCGCUAAUGGUGUAUUUAGAGUUAUUUUUAUGUUUCUUUAGUGUUUUAUUUCUGCGAAGUCUGUAAAAUGCCACAGACCACAUUCAAAAUAAUCAUAGUGUGUAAAAUUACUAUUAAUAUGUUAUUAACAAAUAGCUGCAAUGUGCGACUUUCAGAAGAAACUCUCAAACGUAGUAGAGUUUUUGGAAUUAGGGAAUAUUCCGAGUUCAUCUAAUACUAAAUUUGCAACACUAUGUCAUUCGUUAUGACGGUUAGGAGCCAUUUUCUGACCAAUAGGGCUUUUUUAAAAAUUAUUUUUCAUUUGGCCGCACUUCCGAACUUUAACAUAAAUUUAGCAAUGAAGUAGCAGCGAUGUUUGUUAUCUUUUCGUUCAAACUAAUUUUUUUUUUAGACUUUAUAUUUUAUCAUGAUACUACAGUUACGAAAAAUGCCAUUAUUUCCGAAUAUCAAAAUACAAAUAAAAUCAGAUAGUUUGAUUGUCAAAAUCGAAUCCAGCUGACAAUCAUAAGAUAUUUUUACGCUAAUGUCCUCUAAUGGAAGGUUUAUAAUGUAAACACACUUUUAAUUAUUUACAUUCAAAGCGCCUUUGCGAAAACACUGUGUAAUUGAUAUUUUGACAUGCUAAUGAGUUUUAACCACAUAGAUACCAAAAAUAUAGAGGCCCUGCCUACAGGAACUUAUGAAGCAACUAUGAAAAACAUUUUCAGCAGGUUUGAAGUCUCGCUUUUAACCAAUUACCUUGCGGCAUUCAACAACCAACAUGGCCGCUGGCAGAUCGUCAGUAAGUUUGGAUGAGGCAUUUGUACAGUUAUAUUUUCUCAACAUACCUAGCCCAAACUACAGGUUAGUGGCUGAAAUGCAGAGGCAUGCGCAGAAAACUCCCAUUUGUCUUAAGAUUUAAUGGGAUCUGGAGAGCAAGAAUGCAGCGACCAUGUUCGUUGUUAAAUGUUGAAAGGUUUAUUGGUUAAAAGCGAGAUCUUAAAUCUCGCGCAUGCGCAUGUUGAAUGAGCCUUUUCAAAAAAAUUUUCAUAGUUGCCUCGUAAGUUAAUGUAUUAACGCUAUAGGCAUGACCUCAAUGUCUGUUGUAGCUAUAAGGAGUUAACAAUAAAUUGAAGUCAUGGAUUAUUUAUGGCAUAUCUUCAAUUUUACUAUAUUUUUAAUUACCAAGACCCAAGGAGCAUGCGCUGCAAAAAGUUGAGGUUUUCGUAUGAAAUAAAAGUUGGGUGGUAAUCGCAAAGGUUUUUUUGGUUAGAAUUAUUAUUACUAAUAACUUGAAAUAAAUGUGAAAGAAUUGACUAUGCAUUUUUUUUGCCUGAC
Molecule: messenger RNA, 3903 nt
Organism: Cylas formicarius (sweet potato weevil)
Lineage: Eukaryota; Metazoa; Arthropoda; Insecta; Coleoptera; Brentidae
Gene: ric8a
Product: synembryn-A
Exons: 8
Coding region: 95-1813 (572 amino acids)
Biological process (GO): G protein-coupled receptor signaling pathway
Cellular component (GO): cytoplasm
Molecular function (GO): G-protein alpha-subunit binding; guanyl-nucleotide exchange factor activity
Source: RefSeq, a predicted model, not a curated record